GAUUGAAGUAAGAAAAAAACAAGGGUCCCAAAAAACAAAUCAAAUAGGUCAUCGGAGACACGACACAACACGACAACAAUGAGUUUCUCGGUGGUCUUGUUCCACAAUCCCUACUCUGCAACACAAACCUUACCCUUCACUACCAUCUUCACAAUCUCAUCAUCAUCUUUUAGACCAAGAAGAAGACUAUCUUCUUCAACAAAUCGCAUCUUCCCUAUCAACCAACCAAAACCCAUAACCAAAACGCUCCAAACCCAAACCCUAGCCGCCAGAGACACAAUCAUAGACUUCGGCAAGCACAAGGGCAAAAUGCUCGGCUCUUUGCCUUCCUCUUACCUCAAAUGGGUCUCCAAGAAUCUACGCGCAGGAGACACUGAGUACUGGGCAAAGCUUGCAGACGAAGUGCUCGAGGACGAUGUUUAUAAAGACAGAAUUGAGUGGGAGUUUGCAGAGAAAGUCCUCCAUGGAAGUGAUGAGAGCAUCAAAGAGAAGCAAAACAGAGGAGAUGUAAGCUCUGUUUCCAUGUUGUUGGAGAUUAGCGAGAGGUUUGGUUGGGACAAUGAGGAUAAGAUUGGUUGGAGCAAAGUCAACUUCGAGCUUUUGGGGACAAGCAGAGGUGGUCGAAUUCCUAGGUUAGGAGAGAGUAGAGGAGAUAUGGUAAGAAGAAGAAGAAGAGAGGUCAAGAAGAAGGAGGGAGAGGAGGAAGAUGGUAGUGGGUGGAGGAGAAGAGAGAGGCGUGAGAGGAUGAGGCAGAGUCUUGGGAGAGAGAAGGAGAAUGUUGAUGGCAAAACUGUGAAUAGGAGUGAUCAGAAGGGUGUUUUGGGAAGGUUAGAAGAAGUAGAGAAGCAAAUUGAGCCAAAGAUUCAUAGUCCAUUCCCAGGACGUGAGUCUCUGUUGAAGAAAGUUAUGAACAAGAGAAGGUCUCAAUGACAUGACAUAGAGUCUGUUGUUUCCUUUGAUUAAGUUUGCAUUUCACAUUGUUCACUAGAAGCAGAGUAAAAGCAGUUCCUUUGUGUAUUCAUCUCAAGUGUAUUGAAGAAUGUUAUGAACAAGAGGAGGUCUCAAUGACACAUAAGAGUAUGUUGUUCCUUUUGAUUGAGUUUACAUUAAGCAAAGUAAAGGCAGUUC
Molecule: messenger RNA, 1128 nt
Organism: Raphanus sativus (radish)
Lineage: Eukaryota; Viridiplantae; Streptophyta; Magnoliopsida; Brassicales; Brassicaceae
Exons: 1
Coding region: 79-930 (283 amino acids)
Cellular component (GO): plastid
Source: RefSeq, a predicted model, not a curated record